Molecule: messenger RNA, 2196 nt
Organism: Penicillium diatomitis
Lineage: Eukaryota; Fungi; Ascomycota; Eurotiomycetes; Eurotiales; Aspergillaceae
Product: WD repeat NOL10/ENP2 family protein
Exons: 2
Coding region: 1-2196 (731 amino acids)
Biological process (GO): maturation of SSU-rRNA from tricistronic rRNA transcript (SSU-rRNA, 5.8S rRNA, LSU-rRNA)
Cellular component (GO): nucleus; small-subunit processome; 90S preribosome
Molecular function (GO): protein binding
Source: RefSeq, a predicted model, not a curated record
AUGAAGUUGACAAAUCAGUCAGAGGUUCCGGUGUACACCAUCUCGGGCUCAAACACCGCUCGUCCCUUGCCCGAAUGGCUCGCCCGGCGCCGCAAACGCAGUUUGAAAGAUGAUCCCGAAUACGCAAACCGCAUUGAGCUGUUGCAAGAUUUUGAGUUUGAGGAAGCCAGCCAGUGUGUCCAAGUUAGCGAAGAUGGAGAAUGGGUCAUGAGUACAGGCACAUACAAACCUCAGAUCCAUGUCCACCAACUCUCGCAGCUUUCUCUUUCCUGGGCCCGCCACACUGUCGCGCUUAACACAAAAUUCAUCCUUCUCUCCUCCGACUAUUCUAAGUCCCUUCACCUUCAAGGCGAUCGGUCACUCGAAUUCCACACGCCUCAGGGCUGCCAUUACACCACUCGGCUUCCGCGUUACGGACGAGACAUCGUUUACGACCGGCAAUCAACAGAGGCAUUGAUUCCUUCGGUUGGUGUCAAUGAAAACGGUCUAGGUGAGGUUUUCCGCAUGAAUCUGGAGCUUGGAAGGUAUAUGCGAUCUUUCGAAAUCGAAGUUGGGGGCGAUGAUUUCACAUCCGCAGGCGGAGGUGCCUUGCAAGGCGGCAUCAAUACAGGCUCGGUCAACACUGGUGCCAUUGCGGAGGAGAGCCACAAUCUUCUCGCGUUCGGUACAUCGAUUGGCACGGUGGAGUUGUGGGAUCCCCGUGCGAAAGGUCGAGCCGGCAUUCUCAUGCCACCUACUCAUUCUGUAGGCGAUGAGACACGCUCUGAGAUUACUGCUCUUGAGUUCCACCGGAACGGUUUGACCCUCGGAACAGGUGCCUCUAAUGGAUUGAUCCAUCUUUACGAUCUUCGAUCACCUGUUCCUUUGCUGAAGAAGGAUCAAGGUUAUGGCUUCCCUAUUCACACACUCAAGUUCCUUCUGCCAUCUACAGAAACCCGGGAAGCCACCAUGGAUCCCAAGAUCAUGUCUGCCGAUAGACGAAUCAUUAAGAUUUGGGAUCCCCGCGACGGUGCUCCUUGGACGUCUGUGGAGCCAGCUGUGGAUAUCAACGACGUGGCGUGGUGCAAGGACAGUGGAAUGCUUUUGACUGCCAACGAGGGCCGCCAGCAGCAUUCCUUCUUCAUCCCUCAACUUGGUCCUGCGCCCAAGUGGUGCUCUUUCCUGGACAAUCUGGUCGAGGAGAUGGCCGAGGACCCCAACGACCCCAACGCUUUCACCAGUGCACAGGCUGGCUCUGUGUACGACAACUUCAAGUUCUUGACCGUUCCUCAGCUCCGCAGCCUCAAUUUGGAGCACCUUAUCGGUCGUACCAACCUCCUCCGCCCGUACAUGCACGGUUACUUCGUUGCUCAGCGCCUGUAUGAGGAAGCUCGCCUGAUCACCAAUCCGUUCGUCUGGGAAGAAGAACGCGCUAAGCGCGUCAAGGAGAAGAUCGAUCAGGAGCGCGAGAGCCGCAUCCGUGGCAAGAGGAAGGCCGCUGUCAAGGUCAACAAGAAGCUGGCUGAGAGACUGCUUGAUGCCGAAGAGAAGGCCGAGCGUCGCAGAGCCAAGAAGGUCCUUGAGCGCGGUGGUGAUGUCGACAUGGUCGAUGCUCCCGCCCCAGCUGCAGAGACUGCUGAUGCCGAGGCUGAGGCCACCGACAAGAAGGAGAAGAAGAAGGGUGUGCUGGGUGACAGUCGUUUCAACAAACUGUUCGAAGAUGAGGACUUUGCUGUCGACGAGAAUUCGUUCGAAUUCAAGCUCAUCAACCCUAGCACUAUUCCUGACGCUCCUCCUAAGAAGGAACGCGGAUUGACUGCCGUCGAGCAAGAGGCGAUCGACGAUGUCCCCGACUCCAGCGACGACGACGACGACUCAGAUUCCGAUGCCGAAGCCCAGAGACCCGUUCGGGAGAAGGCAUCUAACAAGAUUUCUACCGCGGACUACAAGCGCACCAAGCGUCCUCCGCCACGCAUGCAAGUCUCAUCUUCCUCCAAUACAACAUCCACACGGGAUCGAUCCUUCGGGUCCCGCGCGCAGAACAUGAAGACCAAACAAAGACCAGUCCGUCAGAAUGGCGUAACCGGUGAGCGCGAGGUGAGCUUCAUGCCCGCCUCCAAGUCAAAGAAGCAGAAGCCCGAAGUCCAGUACGACAAGACUGAAUUCAAGCGGAAAGAACGCCGCAGCGCCUCGAACAACACAUUCCGUAAAAUGUGA